UUAUUUUAUUUUCAAAAUUUUGUAACAUUUCUUCCCCAAUAAAUCGAAAACCUUGAACCCGAUCUCUUAGGAAGAUCUAUCUUUCUUCUUCGUGAAAACCCAUCGGCGGAACCUGCAUGUGAAUUUGCUCUCUGAAACUGGAGGAUGCUCAAGGAAUUGGUUUCUGCCUAGUGUGUGACCUUUGAGUUGAGCAACUUUUGUGAAAAUGGGAACCCCUUACCGCAGUGGGGCUUUCAAAAGAUCAAAUGAUAGUACUAGACUUGUUAUAACCACUAUCAUGGGAAUGGUGUUUGGAUACUUUGUUGGGAUUUCUUUUCCUUCUGUUUCUCUAACUAAGAUUAAUUUACCUUCAAGCCUAAUAUCAACUCUCGAUUAUGCCUUCAAUGAUGAUCAUAGACGUGCUAUAGAGCGUACUUUCCCGGAGAAUCUUGGUUCUGGUAGUACUCCUUUAACACCAAAGAUAUAUGUCCCAUCAAAUCCUCGCGGCGCGGAGUCAUUGCCACCAGGGAUUGUGGUCUCAGAAUCAGAUUUUUAUUUGCGAAGGUUGUGGGGUGAACCAAGUGAGGAUCUGACAAAAAAGCCCAAGUACUUGGUUACAUUUACGGUUGGUUUGGAUCAGAAGUACAACAUUGACUCAGCUGUUAAAAAGUUUUCAGAGGAUUUCCAAAUUUUGCUUUUCCAUUAUGAUGGUCGAACAACCGAGUGGGAUCAAUUUGAAUGGUCCAAGCGUGCAGUUCACAUCAGUGUUAAGAAGCAGACAAAAUGGUGGUAUGCAAAGAGGUUUCUGCAUCCAGAUGUUGUAGCUGCCUAUGAUUACAUAUUUAUAUGGGAUGAAGAUCUUGGAGUUGAGCACUUCAAUGCAGAGAAAUAUAUGCAACUAGUUAAGAAACAUGGUCUAGACAUCUCUCAGCCUGGUCUUGAACCCAACAAUGGACUCACAUGGCAGAUGACUAAGAGGAGGGGUGACAGAGAAGUUCACAAGGAUACAGAAGAGAAACCAGGCUGGUGCAGUGAUCCACAUUUGCCUCCUUGUGCAGCUUUUGUGGAAAUAAUGGCUCCUGUAUUCUCUCGAGAAGCUUGGCGAUGUGUUUGGCAUUUGAUUCAGAAUGAUUUGGUGCAUGGAUGGGGAUUGGAUUUUGCACUAAGAAGAUGUGUAGAGCCUGCUCAUGAAAAAAUUGGUGUGGUAGAUUCACAGUGGAUUGUGCAUCAAGUUAUUCCUUCUCUUGGGAAUCAGGGUCAGCCCGUGAAUGGCAAAGCUCCGUGGGAAGGGGUAAGAGAGAGAUGUAGAAACGAAUGGGCAAUGUUCCAAGAUCGUUUAUCGAAUGCAGAUAAAGCGUAUUUUGCCCAGCAUGGAAAAACUCGAGUAUAACACGCCUCCAAAACGUCUUGUACAUUGCUUCUUUCGCCUAUUUUCUCUCCUUUUUUUCGGUUUCUAGGUGGUGUUGCCUAUUCUUUUUUCUGAGUAUCUGUUCUUUUUAUGAUCUUUUCAUUUCAAUAUUAGUGUAGUGAAAUUCUAUGUAGCUAGUGAAUGCUAAAACCAUUAGAUAUUGGAAGUUUUCUGGUGCAUAUAGAUGAUACACAAGGUUUAUAGUCAA
Solanum verrucosum is the source of this 1595-nucleotide messenger RNA. RefSeq lists its product as uncharacterized. Lineage: Eukaryota; Viridiplantae; Streptophyta; Magnoliopsida; Solanales; Solanaceae. The transcript is spliced from 15 exons. Bases 206 to 1369 code for a protein of 387 amino acids. The record is from RefSeq and is a predicted model, not a curated record.